AUGGCGUACGCCAUGGUGGGCAUCCCGCUGGGGCUGGUCAUGUUCCAAAGCAUCGGCGAGCGCCUCAACAAGUUCGCGUCGGUGCUCAUCUGCCGCGCCAAGCGCUACCUGCGCUGCCAGCGCACCGACGCCACCGAGAUGAACCUCAUGCUGGCCACGGGCAUGCUCUCCUCCGUCAUCAUCACGACCGGCGCCGCCGUCUUCUCCCGCUACGAGGGCUGGAGCUACUUCAACAGCUUCUACUACUGCUUCGUCACGCUCACCACCAUCGGCUUCGGCGACUACGUCGCGCUGCAGCAAGACCAGGCGCUCAUGCGGCAGCCGGGCUACGUGGCGCUGAGCCUCGUCUUCAUCCUGUUCGGGCUGGCUGUGGUAGCCGCCAGCAUCAACCUGCUCGUGCUGCGCUUCAUGACGAUGAACGCGAGGACGCCCGCCGCGAGGACAACGAACUGCAGUGCGUCGCACACGUGCUCACGUUGGACGGCGAGGUGCUGGCGUGAACGGAAGCUGCUGGCCGGCACCGCUGCUCGAUCUGCGGCGACAACGCCCGACCAGCUGUCCGUGUGCUCAUGCACGUCCUGGGCCCGGCCUCCUGUCGCACACAUGUCCGCUCGAGCCUCGUCUAACCACUCCGUUCGCGCAGCCGGCUCAGAGGGCAAGCGGCCCGGUGUGACCUUUGCGCGGCAGUGCACACUCCGACGCUCGAGCCUUCUCGUCGGCCUGGAGUGCGCUGCCCGCGCCCGCGCCGCUACGGCCACGACUGCCCGCCGCCUGUGGGCGGGCACGGCCGCGCACGCCCCCGCACGCCAGCGCCGCCCCGCACGCUCUGCUUCAACCCUUCAGUACUUCUUGCGUAAAGGAGGCGGAUGGCAAAGGGCUGCCUUUUCAUUCCUUGCAUUU
Gryllus bimaculatus (two-spotted cricket) is the source of this 900-nucleotide messenger RNA. Lineage: Eukaryota; Metazoa; Arthropoda; Insecta; Orthoptera; Gryllidae. The record is from the annotation of a GenBank genome assembly.